Pararge aegeria (speckled wood butterfly) is the source of this 471-nucleotide messenger RNA. Its product is annotated as coiled-coil domain-containing protein 92-like. The record is from RefSeq and is a predicted model, not a curated record. Lineage: Eukaryota; Metazoa; Arthropoda; Insecta; Lepidoptera; Nymphalidae. The transcript is spliced from 2 exons. Bases 1 to 471 code for a protein of 156 amino acids.
AUGGCUCCUCCAAUGUUAACCAGAAGAGCGGCUGCAUUGGAAGAGCAAUUGAAACUAAAGAAUGCCCUCCGUGAACUCAAGUCACUCAAACAAGUAAAUGCUGACUUGGUGAGGGAACAAGAUGACAGUGAAGUUGAACUGAGAGCAAUUAUAGCCAAGAACUCCCAACUGAAAGGUGAACUAGCAGAGUUAAACAGUGCACACAAUCUGGUCAUAGAGGAACGCGACCAACUCCAGAAGGCAGUCAGCUCAUUUGAACAAUGCAUAUCAACCUAUGAAGAAGCUCUAGGGAAAAUUUCUAUGUUGGAGGGAGAAUUAAGUAGGGCAUGUUCAACAAUCAAUGACCUUCAAUCACAAUUACACAGUGCUGAAAUACUAUCAACAAAUAAUCUGUACGAUGAACUUGUUGCUUCAUCCUCAACAAUGCCAAUGUAUAUUGGAUUUGAUCCAGUACUCGAAGCCUAUCCGUAG